AUAACCGGCGCACGAGCUGGCCAGGACCUAAACAGCUCACCGCAGCGACGCCCCCAACGCAGCGCUUCGACAUCUCGCCGCUGCACCUACGCCCGACGCCGCCAGAAACGUAGAGUGACAGCCGCCGCUGCUGACAGCCGCCGCUGCAACGCCCCCGACGCUGCGCAUAUAUAGAAAAACGAUGUCCCGCUUCGACCGCAAACCAACGAAUGCGGCCGAGAAGCCGCCCACGGACGCGCCGGCCCCGGCCCAGCUCGACCCCGACCACAUCGACGCGAGCAACGAGGGCUUCAAGAUGCUGAAGAGCAUGGGCUGGACGGAAGGUGAAGGACUCGGCAAGCAGUCGAAGGGCGACGCUUUACCUUUAUCGGAGCGCAUCAGGGAGGAAGCUAGAAGGGAGGGUCUAGGUCGUAGCAAGCAAGAAGCGGAAAUGCUCAGCAAGGCGACGACGCGGAAGCGCGACGAGAGUGACGACGAGGCCGCUCGUAAAAAGCGGAAAGAGGUCGGCGAGGAGCAGAAACGUAGAGACGAAGUACUGGCCGAGCAGCAUCGCAAUUUUUACUGUGCGUGUUGUGAUAAACAAUAUACCACAGUAUCGGAGUUCUCGGCGCACCUGUCGUCCUACGACCACCACCACCGCAAGCGCUUCGCGGAGAUGCGCGAGGCCGAGAAAGCGAGGAAUGCCGACGCGACGGCCGAGAAGCGGUCGAGGGAGGAGGCCAGGCGGGAGCGGGAACUACAAAAGCAGAUUAGAGCUGCGGCCGCCGCGGCGCCGGCGCCGGCGCCAGCGCCGGCGCCCGCGUCGACGGGAUACGCCACCGCCCCGCUGCCCGGCUUCAGCGGCUUCCAGACGAAGAAACUUCCGGGCGCCGCGCCGAUCAAGUUCAGCCUGGACUUCGGUAAGAAAUUGUAGUGUUGUGCACAGGCUUGGUUCUUAGACAGGGGUAGUACAUUGGGGUCGGUCCUAUACGCCAUCGACGCGUGCAAGUCGCGCCGGCGGCGUCGAGGGGAGA
Pelagomonas calceolata is the source of this 1013-nucleotide messenger RNA. The record is from the annotation of a GenBank genome assembly. NCBI's taxonomy places the organism in Eukaryota, Pelagophyceae, Pelagomonadales, Pelagomonadaceae.